AUGCCGCAAGAAGAGUCAAAACCCAUAGACGCUCCUGUCAAUCAGGAAUCUCUGAAUUAUGCCGUCCAGGACCUCAAGCUAUCCGAGGAACAGUCCGAGGGAGGAGACGCAGUGAACAAUGCCGCAGAGUCGAGCGGAGAAGACACCAACCAAGACUCGACACAAGCACCCGCCAAAAAGUCGAAGAAGAAGAAGAUCAAGGAUGCCGUCGCCAGCAUCGCCUCAUCCUCCAAGUCCCCUGCCGCGCCUGCCUCGGCCGAAGACCCGCUGCCCGCCUCGACCCUCGACAAGUUGUCCGACUCGCAAAUCAACCAGCUGGUACAAAGCAACCCGGCCCUGGCCCAGGCCAUGCUCAAGGGCGGCUCCUCUCUCGAUGCCCGCAGCAUGCGCGAACUGCUCAAGUCUGUCAGCGCCGCCGACCUCAUGACGGGCAUGAGCUCGGGAAAGAAUGCAAAAGACAUGGCCAACUACAAAUUCUGGUCCACCCAGCCCGUCCCUCGCUUUGACGAAAAGGCUGCUGCCCAGGAGAAGCCUGUCCAAGAAGGCCCCAUCAAGGAAGUCGACCCCGACAAGUGGUCCGAGAUUGAUCUACUGGACGAGGCCGAGCUGAAGGAGGUUCAAGAGCUGCUCUGCAACCACUACGUCGAAGACGACGAGGCCAUGUUCCGCUUCAACUACCUCAACGAGACACUGAACUGGGCUCUCAAGGCUCCUGGCUGGCGCAAGUCAUGGCAUGUCGGUGUGCGCGCUACCAAGUCCCGCAAGCUGGUCGCUUUCAUCUCCGGUGUCCCUGUGCGUCUCAAUGUCCGCGAUCGUCUUGUCAACACGGCCGAGAUCAACUUCCUGUGUGUCCACAAGAAGCUCCGCAGCAAGCGUCUCGCUCCCGUCCUCAUUAUGGAAAUCACCCGUCGCUGCAACCUCGAGGGCAUCUACCAGGCCAUCUAUACUGCUGGUGUUGUUCUGCCCAAGCCUGUAGCCAGCUGCCGCUACUUCCACCGCGCUCUCGACUGGGAAAAGCUUUACAACGUCGGCUUCAGCCCCCUCCCCCAUGGCAGCACAAAGAUGCGCCAGAUCUCAAAGUACCGUCUCCCCGAACGCACCGCAACCCCUGGCCUCCGCCUCAUGCGCGCCGAAGACGCCGACCAACGCGUAAAAAUGGCCCAAGAGUUCAACAAGGAAGAAGUACUCCACUGGUUCCUCGACAAAGAAACCGACCCAAAGAGCAACAAGCGCGUCGUCUGGACCUACGUCGUCGAAGACGCCGACAAGAAAAUCACAGACUUUUUCAGCUUCUACUGUCUCGAGAGCUCGGUUAUCCACAAUGCUAGCCAUUCGAGCACAAUUCGUGCUGCUUAUCUGUUUUACUAUGCCACGGAAAGUGCUUUCGAGACUCAAAACGAUGACGAUGAAGCCCUCAAGGCUCGUCUUAACUUGCUGGUCAAGGACGCCUUGAUUCUCGCUAAACAGAAAUUCGGCCCUGGAGACGGUCAACUGCACUACUACCUCUUCAACUACCGCACCGCGGACUUGCCCUCUGGCGUGGAUGCCAAGAACCAAGUGGACGCUAGACAGCGCGGCGGCGUGGGUGUUGUCAUGUUGUAG
Molecule: messenger RNA, 1602 nt
Organism: Aureobasidium vineae
Lineage: Eukaryota; Fungi; Ascomycota; Dothideomycetes; Dothideales; Saccotheciaceae
Source: the annotation of a GenBank genome assembly